CAGCAUCCGCGAAGAGCUACCGUCGCCUGUCGAUUCGUGAUUGGGAGUAGUGGUUCUGACGGAUGUUUAGAUACAAAUUUGCUUUAUGUGAUGUAAAUAGUUGCUUGGGACUUGCGGGAUAAGCCUUGGGAUGGGAAAAGGAUUCCACCAUAAUAAUUUUCUUUCUGCACUCUUCUAGCUGAACAUGAUUUUUGUGACCGUCCGUUUGAUGCCGAGUAUGAUCCGUUACGUUUGCAUUGGUGCCGUUGAGGAGUCGACUGGUUUUGUUCUCGGGGGGAGAGACUGGGAAUAAUCACUGGAUGGUACCUUCUCAUCAAUGUAUCAUUAGAAUCAUGCCUAUGUCCACGAGAUGCUCAUAACUUUUCCAACCCAAACCCAACCCAAACCCAAAGCGCAAUACGCAACACUUAACACGCAACAUAUAGUCCUACCACCGCUUAGGGGCAUCCACCACCGUGCGGGAGAAGGAAGCACUGAACGUUUCCUUGUCCUUUUUCUUCUGCGCGGCAAUGAUCCCCGUGCGAUCCGUCACCGGCGUAGCAUUGAUGAUACUAUCAAAGGCCUCAUCCUCACUGCCCUCGGCCGAACCGGACUCGGCAUCCGAAUCCUCCAGCGGGUGCUGCGCCGCGGACUCCUCCGGACGCGCGAUCUUCCCUGGCUGCGGCUUAUCCGAAGCAUCUGGGUUCUGAAACACCUUGGAAUUCAGGAUCUUCGCCCGAAUAGCAGCCAUCUGCGCCUCAUCCUCCGAGUCAUCCGAAAUAGCAAACGGAUCUUUAUCCUCCUCCUCCUCUUCUUCCUCCGCUUCCCCACCCUCCUCCUCAUCGCCAUCCUCCUCGGAAUCCGACUCAGCCCGCCGAUUCGUAUUCCCCACGGUCCAGAUAUCGUCUGCGCCGCCCGCAGCCCGACUAUCCUCAUACUCGCGCUCGAUCUUGGCUAGCCAUUCCUCCUCUGCGCGCUUGACGUCCUCCUCGGUAGCGCAGGCGGCGUAGCGCUUGAACAGCUUGGCGUUGAUCUCCAUGAAGGCCUCGCCGUAGCGGAAGUGCUUGAGGACUUCCCGUGCCCAGUCUUCGUGGCCGCAGAUGCAGAAACAGGCCGCCAGGGC
This is a messenger RNA of Aspergillus heteromorphus CBS 117.55, 1102 nucleotides long. RefSeq lists its product as uncharacterized. Lineage: Eukaryota; Fungi; Ascomycota; Eurotiomycetes; Eurotiales; Aspergillaceae. The transcript is spliced from 2 exons. The coding region runs from base 350 to 937 and encodes 195 amino acids. The record is from RefSeq and is a predicted model, not a curated record.